AUGUCUUCUUCUCUCACCGCCGAAGAGCAGCAGUACCAGGAUGAGGUUGCCGCCAUCAAGCAAUGGUGGACCUCGCCUCGCUGGAGAUACACCAAGCGUCCUUUCACCGCUGAGCAGAUUGCAAACAAGCGUGGAAACUUGACCAUUCAGCACCCUGGCAAUGUUCUCUCCAAGAAGCUGUGGAACAUUGUCGAGAAGAGAUUUGCCGAGAAGGAUGCCAGUUUCACCUACGGAUGUCUUGACCCCGUCAUGGUCACACAAAUGGCCAAGUACCUUGACACCGUCUACGUCUCGGGUUGGCAAAGUUCCUCGACUGCAUCAUCAACCGACGAGCCCGGUCCCGAUCUUGCAGACUACCCCUACACGACCGUCCCCGACAAGGUCCAACAUCUUUUCAUGGCUCAGCUCUUCCACGACCGCAAGCAACGCCACGAGAGACUCACAGCCUCCCCAUCCGAACGCAAGAACCUCCCUAACACCGACUUCCUCCGCCCAAUCGUUGCCGAUGCCGAUACUGGUCACGGUGGUCUCACAGCCAUCAUGAAGCUCACAAAGCUUUUCAUCGAAAAAGGUGCCGCUGGCAUUCACAUUGAGGAUCAAGCCCCUGGAACAAAGAAGUGUGGACACAUGGCCGGCAAGGUCCUCGUCCCCAUCAGCGAACACAUCAACCGUCUUGUUGCCAUUCGUGCCCAGGCAGAUAUCAUGGGCAGCGAUCUCCUCUGUGUUGCCCGUACCGACUCUGAGGCCGCAACCCUCAUCACUUCGACCAUCGACCCCCGCGACCACGCCUUCAUCGUUGGUGCUACCAACCCCGCCCUCCAGCCUCUCAGCGAGCUCAUGGGUGCUGCCGAAGCAGCCGGCAAGUCUGGUGACGAGCUCCAAGCCAUCGAAGACACAUGGACCCAGCAAGCCAACCUCAAGCUCUUCUCCGAGGCCGUCAUCGACACCAUCAACGCUGGUGUCCACGUCAACAAGGCCGAGUUGAUUGCUCAAUUCACCGAACAGUCCAAGGGCAAGUCCAACGCCGAGUCCCGCGCCAUUGCCAAGGCUCUUACUGGCGUUGAUGUCCACUUCGACUGGGAGUCCGCCCGCACAAGAGAGGGCUACUACCGUUACCGCGGUGGUUGCCAAUGUGCCGUUAACCGCGCUGUUGCCUACGCUCCCUACUGCGACAUGAUCUGGAUGGAGUCUAAGCUCCCCGACUACGCCCAAGCUGAGGAGUUCGCUACUGGCGUCCACGCCGUCUGGCCCGAGCAGAAGCUCGCUUACAACCUUUCACCUUCGUUCAACUGGCAGACUGCCAUGAGCACUUCCGACCAGGAAACCUACAUCAAGCGUCUUGCUAAGCUUGGUUACUGCUGGCAGUUCAUCACUCUUGCAGGUCUGCAUCAAACCGCCUUGAUCGCUGAUACCUUCAGCAAAGACUAUGCAGCUCGUGGUAUGCGCGCUUACGGCGAGACCAUCCAGAGCAAGGAAGAAGCAAUGGGCGUCGAGGUCCUCAAGCACCAGAAAUGGUCUGGUGCCAACUACGUUGACGAGUUGCUCAAGAUGGUUUCCGGUGGUGUGUCCAGUACCGCUGCCAUGGGCAAGGGUGUCACAGAAGACCAAUUCAAGGCUGUUUCGCGUCCUGGCGAAAGUGGCUACAAGGCUGAGGAGAACCACUGA
Molecule: messenger RNA, 1665 nt
Organism: Aureobasidium melanogenum CBS 110374
Lineage: Eukaryota; Fungi; Ascomycota; Dothideomycetes; Dothideales; Saccotheciaceae
Product: isocitrate lyase and phosphorylmutase
Exons: 3
Coding region: 1-1665 (554 amino acids)
Biological process (GO): carboxylic acid metabolic process
Molecular function (GO): isocitrate lyase activity
Source: RefSeq, a predicted model, not a curated record